AUGUGGUUUAUGAGCAAGUUGAGAUCAGUUGUACCAGAUGUUCCUGAACUGGUUUUUCUUUCUGAUAGAAACGUAAGUCUCCUCAAGUCAAUACGUGAGGUCUUUCCAUUGUCUCAGAAUGGUGUUUGUAUAUAUCAUUUGUCUCAAAACGUGAAAGGGAAUGUCAGUGGAGUCAAUAGAGCAACUUGUGCGAAGAAGUUCCGAGCUUGUGCUCAUGCUUAUACAGAGAAUGAAUUCUUGACACUAUAUAGUGCUUUUAGGAAAAUGUAUCCAGAUGCAGCCGACUAUCUGGACAGAACUGUUGGUGAGGAGAAAUGGGCAAGAUGCUAUUUUCCCGGAGACAGGUAUAACAUAGACACCACCAAUUGUGCAGAAUCUAUCAAUGGCGUUUUUGUAGAAGCAAGGAAAUACUCGCUGUUACCAAUGAUUGAUGUGAUUAUUGCAAAAUUAGCUGAAUGGUUUAACAAGUAUAGGAAGGCGUCUAAUGAAGUUUCUACGGCACAUAAGCUUGUGCCAUAUGUGGAGAACGAAAUGCAUGUGAGAUGUGUGGAAGCAAAUAUCUUGACGGUGCAUGAGUUAAACAGCUACCACCUUGAGUACAAUGUGAUUGGGCGUGAUGGCAAGGUUUAUCUGGUUGAUAUGAGAAAUAAAAGUUGCAGUUGCAAGAGGUUUGAUAUCGAUAAGUAUCCGUGUGUGCAUGCAAUAGCAGCUGCUAUCUUUAUGAGCGGGGAUAGAGAGCUCCAUCUACGUGAAUUUUGCUCCCACUAUUAUUGGAUGGAACAUUGGUCGUUGGCUUACUGCAGGACAAUCUAUCCAGUCCCCCAUAAAGAUGACUGGGUUGUUCCUGACCAUAUCCGAGCAAAAUGUACAACUAGUAUAACUAUCGGGUACAACUAG
This is a messenger RNA of Eutrema salsugineum, 897 nucleotides long. RefSeq lists its product as uncharacterized. Gene Ontology annotation, biological process: DNA transposition. The coding region runs from base 1 to 897 and encodes 298 amino acids. Gene Ontology annotation, molecular function: zinc ion binding; transposase activity; DNA binding. The record is from RefSeq and is a predicted model, not a curated record. The transcript has 2 exons. Lineage: Eukaryota; Viridiplantae; Streptophyta; Magnoliopsida; Brassicales; Brassicaceae.